GUGGAGGAAAGUAGUGUGGCCGAGGCGAGCUAUUUAAAUUCGAGGACCGGUCGAUCGGAUUCACGUUCGAAAGAAGGAAACCCAUCGAUUUUUCACUACGUUCGAAACUUCGUUGUGACACCGUGCAAUUUUUUGGCAAUUCUGAGCUUUCAUUUUUGAGAAGAAAAAGGACCGAAGGAAGGUAAGCUCGAUAGGUCGACUUUUUGCUUCAGGAAAAAUGAGCGAAAUAAUACCCAUUGUAAUAGUAGCGUUGCUGCACUUCGUGUGCUUCAUUCUCCGUCCUAUAUUCAUGCUGAUUUAUCACAGAAAACUACCCGGUAUACCGCCAAUUAACAAUCAUCUGUUAAAACUAAGCGCGACCACGUUGGCCAAGAAGAUCAGAAACGGAGAACUUUCUAGCCAAACAGUAGUGGAAACAUAUAUCCAGCGUGUUAAGGAAGUGAAUCCUUUACUAAACGCAGUGAUAGAGGACCGAUUCGAGCAGGCCGUACUUGACGCGAAAACAUGUGACGCAAGACUGAAGUGCGGAGAAGUCGUCGCUGCAACGUUGGAAGCGGAGAAACCACUUUAUGGAGUGCCGGUCACUAUCAAAGAAAGCUGCUCCCUUAAAGGAUUGAGUCUCACUGGAGGUUUACUGUCAAGGAAAGGAAUGAAGGCUACAGAAGAUGGAUCAGCAGUGGAACUGCUUAAGGAUGCUGGAGCAAUUCCUCUGCUAGUAAGCAACACUUCAGAACUGUGCACAUCUGUGCACAGUUACAAUCGCCUAUUUGGUACCACAAAGAAUCCACAUGACAGGAGAAGAACUCCAGGAGGAUCAUCAGGAGGCGAGGCUGCGUUAAUUAGUGCUGGAGCAUCUGUACUUGGUAUAGGUUCCGAUUUGGUCGGUUCCAUAAGAAUACCAGCUUCCUUCACUGGCAUUUUUGGUCAUAAACCUACUCCAGGUCUUGUCCCUAUUGAUGGGCAUUUCCCCAUAGCCGGUGAUGUUAAGGUAAAUCCAGUUUUGGUACUCGGGCCGUUAGCAAGAUGCGUAGAGGAUCUUUGCUUAGCCAUGAAAAUAUUGAGUUCUAAAUCUGAGAAAACUUUGCAUCCAAUUGAACCAAUUGACUUAAAACAUACGAAAGUCUUUUAUUUGGAUAAUAUUGGUUGCAGUUGUGGUAUAAGAUCGACUACAUCGGAUAUUAGACAAGCGGUUCAUAAAGCCAAGAGUUAUCUCGCAGAGAAGGGUGCUCAUAUAGAAAAAUUGCCACAGAAAUGGGUACGGGACAUGUUCCCCGUGGUAAUAGCUGUAGCCAGCGAAUUGCAGGUGCCUAAUUUACUAAAUAUUGAUAAUCCAGAGGUAAAGAAAAACGCCUUUCUUGAAUUCAUAAAGGCAACCAUUGGUUUAUCACAGUACACACCGAUGCUUGCUUUCCUGCAAUUGUUCAUAGACACAGGCGGAUUUGUGUCACAUUCGAGGCUGCAACAUUUUCGACAGCUCAAGGAGAAAAUCCGUGAAGAAGUGAAUAAUGAGCUGAGAGGUAACGCAGUGAUAAUAAGCCCCACCUUUCCUCGUGUAGCAGACUAUCCACAGCUCAUGUUCUUCCAAAUCGAUUCCAACAUUUAUAGCGCAUUUGCCAAUAUAAUGCAAUUGCCAUCGACGAGUGUACCAAUAGGUUUCACUAAAACUGGAUUACCGGUUGGAAUUCAGGUGACAUCUGCACACGGUCAGGAUCAUGUUUGUUUAGCAGUUGCAAAAGAACUGGAAAAAGCCUUUGGUGGGUGGAUACCUCCGAUCUAGAGUCUCAUUCUAUCGAUAUGACUUUUUUACUAUUCAAUACGAAGCAAAUAUUACUGUCGAAAGCUGUAAAUAACGUUGCCUUAACCGUGAAAAAGAGAAAUGGAGCGAAUGUUAUUUAUUUAUAAACAUACUUGAUCGAUACAUACUGUUUAUUUCGUUGAGGUUUGAUUCUUAUGUCCACGAGAAAAAAAGGCGCACCUACACUCGUGUUUAAAUGUGCAAUAAUAUACUUUAUAAAUAGUAAAAUCAUCUAAACGCAUAACCGGAGAUAGUUUCUUCAACAAAGCUGUAUAUUAAUCGAAGGAACCAUGACGCAUUUUCUGUUGCAAGAUAUAAAGGAGAGUUUACAUGCUAAAAAUCCAUGAUCUUUCAACCU
Habropoda laboriosa is the source of this 2153-nucleotide messenger RNA. RefSeq names its product fatty-acid amide hydrolase 2-B-like. The transcript has 10 exons. The coding region runs from base 218 to 1777 and encodes 519 amino acids. The record is from RefSeq and is a predicted model, not a curated record. Lineage: Eukaryota; Metazoa; Arthropoda; Insecta; Hymenoptera; Apidae.